AGCAUUCAUUAAAAUUACAAAACAAAAAUAAUUGCAAGUGUUAAGAAAUGUAUAAAUUAAUUCUGAUUCUUGUUUUAAUUGGUUCAUAUGGAAAUUCAGCUUCAACUUCAUCUAGCUUUGCAAAUCAAAUACUAAUUGAAAAUGUAUCAUUCGUUAAAUUAGGGACAUAUAGAGGAUUUGCACCAGAUGGAAGUGAAUAUCAAAAAUCAUAUUUCUAUCCAAAAUAUUCAUUGACAGCUCCGUUUCUAGAGUCCAGAGCGAUUUGCAAAUCAUACGACUUUGAGUUGGCAACAUUAGAGACGCAUGCGGAAGCACAGGCAAUUAUUAAAUUAGCUCAAAACCUUGGCAGUGAAUAUUUUUAUGUUGAUGCCAUUGCUCUUACACUAAAAUCACCAACUGACUGGUAUUGGACUAAAUCAGGGAAAAAACUUUCAUUCGCUUUACCUUGGGGUGCAGGAGAACCGAAUAAUUACAAUAACUUGAAUGAGACUUGUCUAGCAUUGUCGUCAAUUGGAUUUGUUGAUUUACGAUGCACUUUAUCUCGUCUAUUUGUUUGUCAAAAAAUCGAGUUUAUGAUUCCAAAUGUAUUGUAAAAUUAAUCUCAAUUAUUCAAAUGUUUUAUUGUCAAUAUCUCCUUUCCCGAAUCAGACCAGAAAUUAUUCAAUAAAAUAAUACCAAGAGGAAUUUAUAAUACCAAGUCACUGUUCUGGUUGAUGUGCGUAAAAAAUAAAAUUAUUUUGUGAAAAACUUAUAAAUUUAUUUAAUUUUAUAUU
This is a messenger RNA of Chironomus riparius, 773 nucleotides long. NCBI's taxonomy places the organism in Eukaryota, Metazoa, Arthropoda, Insecta, Diptera, Chironomidae. The record is from the annotation of a GenBank genome assembly.